AUGCCCGACGCCGACGCCUCCAAUCGUGUCAAGGCCCUCACCAAGGACAACUAUGUGUCCUGGUCUGUGGACUUCAGCACUCUAGCUCGCUCCAAGGGGUCCUACAAGCUUUUGAAGGGUACUGAGACAUGUCCUCAGGAUCCUGGCGAGCUCAUGCUCUCCCUGUCUGAGGAACAGCGCAUCCAUGUCAAGGGCAAGGGGGAUGACCCCACUGCUAUGAAGCGUCCUGAGGAGUCCCUCAGCUCCCUCAUUGCUAGGGUGGACACCCUCUAUGCCAGGAUCAAGGAUCUUCGCCCUCCUGCCUACACCCUCGACUCUCUGGACCAGGAGCUGGCCUGCAUGGCCCUCAUUCGUGCUCUCCCUGAGGAGUACUCCCACUUUGUCUCUGCCCUCAUGCUCCAGUCCACUCUGGACAAGGAUGCUGUGGUGCAAGCGUUCAUCCAGGAGGAGAACAACAGGACUCGACGCUCUACAGCGCCUGUGGCCUCCUCAGAGGCUGUCCUCGCCGUCUCGGCGCCCUCUUCUGGUUCUGCCCCUUCCCUCGACCACUGCACCUGCACUGGGGAGCUCCUCUGCUCGUUCUGUGAGAAGCCACACCACUGCUUCCACAAGUGCUUCGCCCUUCAAUGCGCUAAGAACGAGCUCAAGGCCCAGUCGAGCUCUAGGAAGCCUGGCAACCAGUCUGGCCGCUCUCAGCGUGCCAACCAAGCCCAGGCUGCUGCUCCCAGCGCUUCUGGCACUUCCUCCACUGCUCCUGUCCCUCCCUCGGCCUCUCAGGCUGUUGUGGAGUAUGCUGGCAAUGCAAGUCUUUGCUCUUCUCCUUCCCCCACCAGCCCCACCUGUCCUCUCCAGCUCGAUUCAGAUGCUGACUGGAUUGCAAACACAGGCACCACUUCUCAUAUGACCCCUCACCGUCACUAG
Molecule: messenger RNA, 921 nt
Organism: Coniophora puteana RWD-64-598 SS2
Lineage: Eukaryota; Fungi; Basidiomycota; Agaricomycetes; Boletales; Coniophoraceae
Exons: 2
Coding region: 1-921 (306 amino acids)
Source: RefSeq, a predicted model, not a curated record